GUGUGGUACUAAAAGCGCAAGCAUCUGUAACUCCGAGCAAUGUGGCACAUGUGGGGUUUGAUGAGAAGCCUGAGAAGCCAAGUGAGAAUCAUCUCCCUUACUAUUCCUUAUAUUUAACAUGAAUUUUGAAUUUCAAUUUCCACAGAACUCCUAGAACUUGAAGAUACACAGGGACAUACGAUUUUAUUUAUCUGGAGUAAAUACUAGGAAUGGAAUGGCUGCAUCACAUGGAAUAUAAAAGAUACUCUGAGUUAAAAAGAAUACAAAAGAGCAUAAGACUUUUCUUUGCAACAUACUGUUCCCUCUGAAGAACACCAGUUGGAAUCAGAAGAGCAGAAUGAAUUGUUUAUUGCUACCCUUUAUGUUGGGACUUCUCCUAUGGCCUUGCCUUACAGCAAUAGAAAACUCUGAAGUAGAGAAAGUUAAGCACGCAAUGAGAUCUCACCUGAGAGUGAAGCGUGGCUGGAUGUGGAACCAGUUUUUUGUACCAGAGGAAAUGAAUAAGACUAGUCAUCACAUUGGGCAGCUAAGAUCUGAUUUAGACAAUGGAAACAACUCUUUCCAGUACAAACUUUUGGGAGCUGGAGCUGGGAGUAUUUUUGUCAUCGAUGAAAGAACAGGUGACCUCUAUGCAGUACAGAAGCUUGACCGAGAGGAGCGCUCCCUCUACACCCUCAGAGCCCAGGUGACAGACGCCACAACGGGAAGGGCUGUGGAGCCUGAGUCGGAGUUUGUCAUCCGAGUCUCGGACAUCAAUGACAACGAGCCACAAUUCCUAGAUGGACCUUACGAGGCCGUUGUCCCAGAGCUGUCUCCAGAAGGAACUUUAGUCAUCAGGGUCACAGCAACUGAUGCUGACGAUCCUUCAAGUGGCCAUAAUGCUCGCCUCCUGUACUGCCUACUACAAGGCCAGCCGUAUUUCUCUGUUGAAUCAACAACAGGAGUCAUAAGAAUAUCAUCUACUAUGGAUAGAGAACUACAAGAUGAGUACUGGGUAAUUAUUCAAGCCAAAGAUAUGAUUGGUCUGCCUGGAGCACUGUCGGGAACAACAAGUGUGUUAAUUAAACUUUCUGAUGUUAAUGACAAUAAGCCUAUGUUUAAAGAAAGUUUAUACCGCUUAACUGUCUCUGAAUAUGCACCCAUUGGGACUUCUAUAGGAAAAAUCAUGGCAUAUGACAAUGACAUAGGAGAGAAUGCAGAAAUGGAUUACAGCAUUGAAGAAGAUCAUUCACAAACAUUUGACAUCAUUACUAAUAAUGAAACCCAAGAAGGAAUAGUUAUAUUAAAAAAGAAAGUGGAUUUUGAGCACCAGAACCACUAUCGUAUUAGAGCAAAAGUUAAAAACCACCAUGUUGAUGAGCAGCUCAUGAAAUAUCAUGCGGAAGCCGCCACCACUUUAAUUAGAGUCCAAGUGGAAGAUGAGGAUGAGCCUCCUGCUUUUCUCCUCCCAUAUUACGUAUUUGAAGUCUUUGAAGGAAGCCCACGUGGAUCAUCUGUAGGCGUGGUCUCUGCCAUGGAUCCAGAUCAGAGGAAAUCUCCUAUCGGAUAUUCUAUCAGCAGAAGCCAAGUAUUCAGAAUUGAUGACAAUGGUACGAUCAUCACAACUAACCCUCUCGAUCGAGAGAAUAGUGCUUGGUACAACCUAAGUAUUACGGCCACAGAAAAAUAUAAUACACAACAGAUUUCUUCAGUCCCUGUGUAUGUGCAAGUUCUUAAUAUUAAUGAUCAUGCUCCUGAGUUCUCUGAAUACUAUGAGACUUACGUUUGUGAAAAUGCAGGCUCUGGUCAGGUAAUUCAGACCAUCAGUGCAGUGGACAGAGAUGAAUCCAUAGAAGAUCAUCAUUUUUACUUUAAUCUGUCUGUGGAAGACACAAAUAACUCAAGUUUUACAGUCAGAGAUAAUCAAGAUAACACAGCUGUAAUUUUGACUAAUAGAACUGGUUUUAGCCUUCAAGAAGAGCCUGUCUUCUAUAUAUCCAUCCUAAUUGCUGACAAUGGAAUCCCGUCACUUACGAGUACAAACACCCUUACCAUACAUGUCUGUGACUGUGAGGACAGUGGGAGUGUACAGACCUGCAGGAAUAAGCAUCUUAUGCUGUCCAUGGGAUUCAGGACAGAAGUCCUACUUGCUAUUCUGAUAUGCAUUAUCAUAAUAUUUGGGUUUGUUUUUUUGAUCCUAGGUCUGAAACAACGGAGAAAGCAGAAUCUGUUUCCUGACAAAGGUGAAGAUUUCAGAGAGAACAUAUUCAGAUAUGACGAUGAAGGAGGAGGAGAAGAGGACACUGAAGCCUUCGACAUUGGGGAGCUGAGGAGCAGCGCCAUGAGGCGGGAGCGCAAGGCACGCAAAACCGCGUCCGCGGAGAUCAGGAGCCUGUACCGGCAGUCUUUGCAGGUUGGCCCAGACAGCGCGAUAUUCAGGAAGUUUAUUCUAGAAAAGCUUGAAGAAGCUAAUACUGACCCUUGUGCCCCUCCUUUCGAUUCCCUCCAGACCUAUGCUUUCGAGGGAACAGGAUCAUUAGCUGGAUCCCUGAGCUCCUUAGGAUCAGCAGUCUCUGAUCAGGAUGAAAAUUAUGAUUACCUUCAUGAAUUGGGACCUCGCUUUAAAAGAUUAGCAUGCAUGUUUGGUUCUGCUAUGCAGUCAAAUAAUUAGGGCUUUUUUAUUAUUAAAAUGUUUAAAAUGCUAAUGGGCGUUUGGGCAACCUGGUAGCCUCUUGGUUAGGAGUUGUGUGCUCCAGUUCUCUGGGGGGAAAAAAAAAGGUAAUUUAUAGUUUUCUCAUUUCUUUGGAGUAAAUACCCCAUGGUUAUUUCAAGCUACCUAGGUAUUGUCACUGGAUGCAAAUAUGAAGAGAACGUAGUGAUAUCAGCUCUCCGUGCAAAUAUGAAGAGAAGAUAGGGAUCAGCUCUUAGUGCCAAUGCCAGUCAACUCAGGCGGACCGCUGAAAUAUUACCCUAGCAUUCUUUCAAUAUCGUUCAUAACAAAUUCUUUAAAUUUUUGAAUAUUUAAUGUGAGAAUGACACUGAACUAGAUCAUCUCAACAUUAUUUCAUUUAUAGGUAUUUUAAGUCUUACAAAGUUAAACUAUGUCUGUUAAGUUCCUGAUACUAUAAACUUAAACACCCAAGAAAAUCUAGAUUACAUAAAACUUUUAAAGACUAUUAUAAAACUGUUUUUUAUGAAUGAAUAAGCAAGUUUCUGACUGCAGUCGUACAAUUCAUUACAGUUUGAUAUUUUAAAAUUGUCAAGACCACACUUGAAAAAUGAUUUCAAAUUUAGACAGUUAUUUGGUAUAUGUUAAUUAACCAAAGAUACUAUGUAAAUUUAUAUUGUCUUUAAUAUUACAGCUUUGUAUAAAAAAGGGGGAUUAAAAUAUGCUUAGAAGUUCUUCAUAAGUUACUUUCAUAUGUAGCCAAAACACAACUUUAUCAUGUCACAAUAUAACAACAAGUAUAUAAUAAACAUUUACUCAACAUUAAAUUUAAGCUUAAUGAAAAUGGUAGAAAGUGUGACACAAUUUUAAGUAAAUUUGUAUUGCUGCCAGAAGUGAUAGCAAUAAAUAAAAGGAAUACUGGACUCACACAUCAAUUAAUAUUCAUCCUAAAAAUUAUAAUCAACUCACUGACUCUGACCAUGCCGGGAAUAAAAGUGAUAAAUUUUGAGCAUUUCCUUCUUUUAUUAAGAGCAUAGACUAUAACUGAUUCUUCAGUCAUUUUUUUAUUAUGGAAUAUAAAAUAAGGGGCAGUAGUUACUUUUAUGGUAACAUUAUGAAGGAAGUAUGCUAAGCUGUUGAACAUAAAGGUUUAUGGUAACAUUAGACAAUAAAAUAAUAAAACACUAAUUUUAAUCAGCCUUUUAAGAGUGAUCCUUAUUAUUCUAUCCAAAUCAAGGUGGAAUUCAAAACUCAUAGGCUGAACAGAAAGAAAGUAGUGAAUGCAGUGUCCUCAAAAUUGCUUUAUGUGUUCAUUUUUUAUUAAUAGUAUGUGAAAGUGAGCUAAACCCAAUUUGACCAACCAUAUAUGUUUAAAUCAAAUACUGCAAAUAAUUUUGAGUUAGAGUAGUUGAAUGGCCACAAUAUUUUUCUCUGUACUUUGAAAUAUAAAUACUCAUACCAAGUAUUAGAAGAGAGUUUUUCAUCAACAUCAAUCAGGUGCUGUUAUGUCAGAUAUCAUCACUUUACAAAAGCCUGAGAAAAUCAGGCUUGAAACACAAUUUAGGAAGAUAUUAAAAGUAGGUGAGAGGACAAAAGCUGUACUAAAUCCUUAUGCAUUCAUAUCAUUAUUUACUUAGGAAAAACUAAGAGUACUAAACACAAGAACAUUUAAAAAGAAUGAAAACUUCCUAGUAAAAUAGAAAUGUAUGUUGAGAAAACAUUUAUAUUUCUAUGAUAUUGACAUAAAAAUUGAAAGAGCAUAGUUAGGGAAAUUUUCAUGAAUUAUUACAUGGAUCAUUGUUCCCUGUAUUAAAUAAUAAUGCUAGGUUAUCUUGGUUGAAGAAUUGGAAGGUAUGAUAAACAAUCGAUGAAGAAAUCCAUGGAAAAGUAAAUGAGGAAAAAAAAUGAGAUUGCAGUAGGGUCUGUCAUAGAAGAAAACCUCAUAAACAACUAACUGUCUUGGAUCACACCUUGUAAAAAUGCACAUUUAUGCAAUAUCUGCAUUAACAGGGUGUACUGUUUGAGUCCAGUGGCAUUAAGCAUAUUUGUUAAAUUCUGAUUUGGUGAAUGAUAUGUCAAUCAUAGCAUACAUAUGGGAAAGAGCCUACAUGGUACUAUAUCUCUGCUUGUCUAAAAUGUGUCUUUUAAACUACAUCAGAAAUACUGAUUCUAGUAGAGAAGUUACAAUGUCCUAGAAAUUAUCCUUGGUGAUAUUUCAAUAACUAUUUUAACCUUUUUCUAGUCACAUGGAUGUUGCAAGAAUACAGUUAGCUGGAUCCUAAGCUAAAGACAUGACAUUAAGAUCUCAUUUUUGUAAAUUUUAAUAAAGGCCAAAGCAAUGCAGAUAUUUAUGAAAAUUGCACGGCAUCCCAUUAAUACCUGCAGUGCUUAUAUAUCACCCUUAGUUAAUUCACAGGUUUUAUAUGUAAGUCUUAAAUUACUAACGGUUGAAAUGGGAAAAUAUUUUUAAGUCCUUUAUAGAGUCAGAAAAUGUUAGCAGUAAUAGUUGUUUCUCAGGCAGGUGGGCUUGAGCCGACUAGAUCUGUGUGUGAAUUAGUUCCCUUUUAUUUAAAGAACUGUGUGAACUUUGUCAAAAUGCCCAAUUAUCCGAGAUCUGAGUUGGUAAUCCGUAAAAUGAGGUCCAGUCUACCUAUUCCAUAUGAUUGCUGUGAAGAUUAAGGAAAUAACAAGCACAAAAAGCCCCUGACAAAAUGUAAGGGCUCAGAGAACAAGGGCAUCGUGGGAACCGCUUGUGCUACUCGGCUGGAACGCACACCCCUUUCUUUCCUAGCAUUCGGGGAGCCCCACGGCUGAACAGCGCAUUUGAGGUACAAAUCAGCUUCCUGACCUGACGCUAAAGGACAUGUGUUCCCCUGUCCACACUGUCUCUGUGUUCUCUUCCCUCUCCCAAUCUCGCGUUCUAGGCCUGACACGAUCUUCCUCUAAACAUUUGUUUUUCACUCCCUUACUUCAUUCAGGUCUCUGAUCAAUUGCAACUUCCUCAGGAGGGCCUCUAUAACCAGUUUCCCCCACCCCCCACCCCCAUGUGCCUUUGCUAGGUCCUGCUUUUCAUCAAAUCAUUUAGCCACCUGGUAUUACAUUAUAUAUAUAGAUUAUUUGUUACUGUCUUUAUCCCUCAAUAGAAUGUAAACCCUAAGUGGGCAAGGAAUUGUCUGUCUUGUUUAUUUGUUCUUGUCCAAAAUUGUUUCUAGCACAUAGUACGAGACCAAUAAAUAUUUCUUAAGUGAAUGUAAUAAUGAAUCCCAAACUAUUUUACUUGAUCAUGUAUAGAAGCCGUGACUUUUGUCGAAUAUUAAUAUGGUUUCAAUGUAUUCAUUAUCAAAUUUAAUAAUUAUCAAAACAGUUUAGUUUUGGGUAGUUCUUAGGUACAAUAGGAAUUUUCAAAAUCUUUCCAGAAAUUAUAUAGAUUAGGCAUUUUAACUCGUUUGGACUGUUGAUGUAAUUCCCCUGGGGAAAAAGGUAAUGGUAUUAUAUUGUUUAGUCAAAACUGGUUCUUUGUUGUAAAAAUUAUCAUAUGAAUAAGUUCCCUUCAAAUGUGAUGCAUGUGAAAAUGUGUGGGAUGAAUGCGAAUUCUACUUCACAUUUUAGAAUGUAACUUGGUAACAAAUGCAUUGUCAAUCUUACAGGCCACUCAAAACCUACUUACAAGGUAGCUUCGUGUUCUUUUAUAUGAUAUAAAAGGUCAUUGCAUAUCAAAUACAUUAAAGGUGGGGUGACAAAUUCUAGAGAAAAAUGGAGGGAAGGAAUAGAGGAAUUGGCUAUCUCCAUAUCCAAUUACAUCUAUCUUUUCUAUCAAUAUCUAUUUAUCGAUUAUCUACUUAGUGAGAGAAAUUGUGAUAUCCUGAAGGAGAAGAGCAUCUCAGUCACAAAGUAGGUCCUUAGGACCAGUUAGAAUUGUCGCUACCUUUCUUUCAGGAUGCCCUCUCUUGAGGAUGGCAGGCUGACCGGCUGGCCUGAAAUGGCAGGGAAAGAGAGAGGGCCACAGGUGGGGAGAGAUUCAUGACUUAACCUAUGUAUGAGUUUCCCAUAGGUUAAGAGGUUGCAGCUGUCGAAAUUUUGCACAGAAGGUAGGAGGUGAGAGGAAGCUUCAAUCAGUCAUUCAAAGAAUAUGUCACACAGACUAAGGAAAAACAGGGACCUGUUUCCGAGUACCCCAUGCAUGAGCCCCAGGUUAGGGAGCCGGCAGUCAGACAGCUGUCAGCACACAGGACUGCAGCUGUGGUUACCUGUGGCGCCAGCCCUGUGUGCUGUGCUCCUCACUCCAUCCUCACCCAGAUGCCAAGGACCAGAAGCAGCAGUGUAAGAGGGAGAAGAGAGGUGGAAAUGCACAUUGGGUGUGAAGUUCAAGUCUUCUGAUACUUGGAAAUGGAUUUUUAAGAAAAUAUUUGACAGUAACCAGAAGCUGUGCAAAAGACCUGAGAUUUGACUAAGAUAGGCAUCAGAAAGAUCAAUGCAAUUGUAUUUAACAUCUGAAUAGAACAAAAUAUUUUCAUGUUUUUUUUCAAGUUACAAAUGAAUCGAUAACCUGGAUAGAUUAACAUAUCAAAUCAAUUUGGCAUUUCAUAUAGUUCAAAUAAGGUUCAAUUUUCUAAUAGAAACCAUAAACAAAAACAAAGAAGUAAAUAUAAUUUGUAGGGUUCUUAAACAUUGGAGAGCAUAUUAAAAUAAUGUACACAACUGUAUUUCAUGUCACUCUGUUGUGUUUAUUCAUUUUAAUAUUUAAAAUUUGUUAUGUUCUAUUGAGUUCUGCAGUUCUAAGUGAUUUAUCUCAGUUAAAAAUAAGACUUGACAUGGAAAUUACUGUAUAUUCAGUAUUACCUAGGGGUAUAGAUCUGUAGAAUGUUUUGUCUAGAAAACAGAAUGUAGAUGAUAUAUGUAUUUACAUGUUUCCAUAGAAUUAAGUCAUUUAUGUGCUAGUAAGAAUAAGAGGUCUAUGAGGUACAUUUACAGUUAUUUUCUGGUUGCUAACAUUUCUUUGUUAUGUAAACUUUGGCAAGUUAUUUAAAACCUUCUCUUUUGGUAGCUUCAUCUGCACAAUGGGGAUAUUAAGAAUAGAUAAUAAGACUAUUGUGGGAAUUAACUGAAAUAAACAUAUCAACACUAAACUGUUCCUAAUGUAAUAUAGCAAACAACAUUUUUACCUAUUAUUGUUAACAUAAUUAUUAUUAAGUUUAUCUUUAGAAAUGCUCAUUAGACUGAUCUUACUGUAGAAUUAAUAUGGACAAGAAAAAAAUGAAUUAAUUCAGGACAGUAAUUAGCUUGCUGUUACUUAUAGCCUCCCCACCUCAGCCCUUUUGGGGGUAAUGUUCCAUUAUUACCAAGGAAAAAAUCAAUUGCUCAAGUUAUAUAUUAUAUAUAAAACAUUCUGAUUGGACGUCACUCUAUUUUGUUGAGUAACCACACUUUGUGGCAACUUUUUCUAGACAUAGAUAUUUUAGAAAAAAACUCUAUCAAAGAAAGGAAUGAUUUUGCUUAUUUUGUAACUUAUGGAUAAAUGAAAUUAUUUCUAUGUUAUAUUAGAACGACAUGAAAGAAACACAGGAACAUGAAUGGUUCCAAAAGAAAGCUUUCAAACCUAUUGUUAAUAUCUAACAGAUGAUACCCUGAGUUCUCACUUUAUAUUUGGAAUUUAAAAUUAAAUUACAAAGCAGAUUGUUCUCAUCAGCCUAAUAAAAAUGAAAAGUUGUACCCCUG
Molecule: messenger RNA, 8362 nt
Organism: Manis pentadactyla (Chinese pangolin)
Lineage: Eukaryota; Metazoa; Chordata; Mammalia; Pholidota; Manidae
Gene: CDH19
Product: cadherin 19
Exons: 13
Coding region: 338-2650 (770 amino acids)
Biological process (GO): calcium-dependent cell-cell adhesion; cell-cell junction assembly; multicellular organism development
Cellular component (GO): catenin complex; plasma membrane; adherens junction
Molecular function (GO): calcium ion binding; cadherin binding
Source: RefSeq, a predicted model, not a curated record